AUGCCCUCGAUCUAUACCCUCAACCAUGGCGCCGUCGAGAAAGAGCGGCAGCGUCUUGACUUCCAGCAUGUCGUCUUUAAGGCUAUUAUGCGUGACGAUCUCCCGCCAGUCAUCUGGCUACAUCUCAAGUCCCUGCCAGCCCCCAGAGUCGCCGACGCAGAUACCGGCACUGGAAUCUCUCUGGAAGAGUUCGCUCCAAAGCUUGCCAAGGAAGCACAGCUAGACGGCUUCGACAUUCAUACAAAAAAGUCCCACGACCCUGCUUCAUUACCGGCAAAUGCCAAGCUUCAGUAUGGCAACGUGCUGGAGCUUUUUCCGAAAGAGUAUUUGGGAACAUACGACUCAGUACAUGUAAAGUUACCUUAUGCUGUGUUGAAGAAGCACGAGUGGCUUUUGGCUGUGAAGAACUUGAAAACACUGCUCAAGCCGGAUGGGUAUAUGUUCUGGUUCGAGAUAGGAGCCUACGGAUAUGCCAGUAACCCAUACUCGGCUGCCCUCCAUGAGUGGAAGAGUAUCGAGUCCGCAGAGGCCGUCAAGUUCGGACGUGGUCCUAUGUGCCCUGUCCUCCUACCAAGUCAAUUUCAAGAGGCUGGCUUGCAGCAAGUAGACGAAAAGGUCUUCGUCACAUUGGGAAGACCUGAUCUGACCCCAGUCAUUACUAGAGUGGCUUUAAAGUACUUGGCACAAAGCCUCAAUGGUCUUUUAUUGUUGGACAAGGAAGGGAGCCCGGGUUUGAUCGAGAGCGGGGUGAAAUCGCUGGUUGAAAUGGUCACUAAAGAGACUGAGAAUGGGGUCGAGGUUAGUACCAAUCUGCUGCAUUGGGUUUGGGGUCAAAACAGUAGUAGCUCGUAA
Messenger RNA from Fusarium odoratissimum NRRL 54006, 852 nucleotides. RefSeq lists its product as uncharacterized. The record is from RefSeq and is a predicted model, not a curated record. Bases 1 to 852 code for a protein of 283 amino acids. NCBI's taxonomy places the organism in Eukaryota, Fungi, Ascomycota, Sordariomycetes, Hypocreales, Nectriaceae. The transcript has 2 exons.